UUGUUCCCAGAUAGUCUUAAGGUUUCCAAGUAGUCGAACCGUUUUCAGUGUUUCUCUGUAUUCAUUUUUUUAUCGUUGGGAAAAAUCUACUGCUGGUCAACUCAUACGAACAUGGGACGAGGCCCAGUUGUUGCCUUCUUGGGCCUUUUUGUCUUCGGUUGUGCGGCCUUACUAGCCUCGUAUUGGGACAUAGAGUCUUUUAAAAUUGGUUCUCAGCCAUUAUCAUGGGCCAUGAGAUCAGCUGUGUCAUCGGGACUGCAAAAUAAACGUGACAUCAAAGCAGAUCUGGCUGAUGCAAAUGAAAGAGUACAACUGACAGAACCGAAAGAUGCUUUAGACGCGAACGAGACGAUAGGUGUACACAGUAGUCAGCAACAACGACAACAGGCCACAACGUGUGUUCCCAAGAAGCAUUUCGUCUGGAUUAAAGUUCACAAGGCUGGCUCCCAGACCACCACGCCAUUGUUCGAGAGAUUCGCCUUCAACAACCAUCUCAAGGUAUUACUCGGGGCCCAUCGGGGCCCAACCAUCAGCUGGCCGCUGCCGCCCAGAGAGGGAGAUUAUUUUCAGACCAAAGAUGGCGGACUGUUCGACGCACUUUAUUCACACAGUCGUUACAACAAGACGUGGUUGGAGGCUCAUUUUCCGGACGACACGGCGUACCUGGCUAUCGUUAAAGAACCCUUCACACACUUUAAGAGUUGUCUCCACUAUUACAGCGUACCACGAAAAAUCAAACUGAAAUCAAAAACUGAAAAGAACCCUGUUAAGAUAUUCCUGAAGGAUCCUUGGAAAUACAAGACUGAGGCCAUGUCUCAAGGAAUCCGUUGGGACAAAACCAGAAAUGCACAGCUCUUUGAUUUGGGUUUCCCCAUGGAAAAGUCGGAUGACAUGGAAUGGACGGAGAAAUACAUCGCUCAGUUAGACCAGGACUUCCUACUUGUCAUCAUAUUAGAAUACCAUGAUGAGUCCCUCAUAUUGUUGAAAAGAUUGAUGUGUUGGGAACUUUACGAUAUUCUCCUGGGAGCUGAAAGCCGAAACAGUCGACCGUACAGCUACAAGUCUUACAAGCCGACACCAGAAGAGGAGACGACCUACAGGAAGUACGCGGCGGCGGAAUACGCCAUGUACCAACGGUUCAACCAGUCGUUGUGGGAGAAAAUCUCACAACAGAGCCCGGAUUUCUUUCAAGAGGUGGACAAUUAUAGGAAGGUUACUAAACACGUCCGUGGGUUUUGCAAGGGUGGGAAGAAGAAGGAACUAGUCAUCCCAGCUUCAGCGUGGAACCCCGAGUACAAGCUGCCGCGCAGUUUCUGUAAAGUCCUGAAGACGGAUGAUCCGGUAUGGAGGAGGAAGUCAUGGCAGCAGCUGAAGUACCCACCGCUACACAAGGUCAACAUACCGUUUAACGCCAGGACCAACCUCGCCAAGUUUCUGGCCGCAGCAAGACGUGAUUCUGAGGAGAAUAAAGAAUGAUUCCAGUACCUGCUCA
Branchiostoma floridae (Florida lancelet) is the source of this 1492-nucleotide messenger RNA. RefSeq names its product galactose-3-O-sulfotransferase 2-like. Gene Ontology annotation, molecular function: galactosylceramide sulfotransferase activity. The transcript is spliced from 4 exons. Gene Ontology annotation, cellular component: membrane. The record is from RefSeq and is a predicted model, not a curated record. Bases 112 to 1476 code for a protein of 454 amino acids. Gene Ontology annotation, biological process: glycolipid biosynthetic process. Lineage: Eukaryota; Metazoa; Chordata; Leptocardii; Amphioxiformes; Branchiostomatidae.